GAUCUGCACACACUAAUUUUUGCGUACACACUGUGAGCAGAGACAGCAUGAGUGCAGUGUCUGAACCUUUGGUUGGCAGUAGCAGGACUCCAUCUGCAGCCAAAAGACACAGAAGUAUCAGGAAGAACUCUAGAAGGAUUUAUUCAGCCUACCAAAACCACCAGCAGGGCUCCUCAGAUGAUGAAGAUAAAGAGGAUGAGCGGGUGGACAGCAAUGACCCAGAGGAGAUGUUCCAGAACAUUCAGUACCAGAAGGAGAUCAUAGCCAAUAUUCGGACCAGACCCUGGCCAAUGAGACGCAAGCUCAAAGUCCUAAAGCAGGCCAGAGAGAUUGUUCUGAAGUACGAGGGCCAACUGACCAGAACCAGAGGUUACCAGACUGCGGGAGCUGAUGAGAAUGGACUCGCGGUGAGGCAGAGUUCCUCACUCUGCCACUGCCACACUGUCACAUCAUAA
Molecule: messenger RNA, 455 nt
Organism: Epinephelus lanceolatus (giant grouper)
Lineage: Eukaryota; Metazoa; Chordata; Actinopteri; Perciformes; Serranidae
Source: RefSeq, a predicted model, not a curated record